Molecule: messenger RNA, 787 nt
Organism: Megalops cyprinoides (Indo-Pacific tarpon)
Lineage: Eukaryota; Metazoa; Chordata; Actinopteri; Elopiformes; Megalopidae
Product: ras-related protein Rap-1b-like
Exons: 1
Coding region: 21-656 (211 amino acids)
Molecular function (GO): GTPase activity; GTP binding
Source: RefSeq, a predicted model, not a curated record
UCAACAACGCGCAUGCAGCAAUGUCUUUAUUGGUGAAGGAGAAAACCACAGUCCGCUUGGUGUUCUUCGGUGCGGCGGGUGUCGGCAAAACCGCACUGAUCCAACGCUUUCUAGAGGACAGGUUUGACCCCAAGCAUAAGCGCACGGUUGAGGAGCUCUACAACAUCGAAUAUGACAUCGACGGUGCGAAAAUCCGAAUAGAAAUCAUGGACACCAGCGGCAGCUAUUCUUUCCCGGCGAUGAGAAAGCUCUGCAUUCGCAACGGUGACGCGUUCGCCUUGGUCUACUCCAUAGACGACCCCGAGUCCUUCGACGAGGUGCAGAGGCUACGCGAGGAAAUCAUAGAAAUAAAAGAGGACCCGUUCGUUCCCAUAAUCGUGGUGGGCAAUAAAGUGGACCUUAAGACCCAGCGCCAGGUGCCCAUCGAGGUCAGCAUGUCCACCGUGGAGAUGGACUGGAACACCAGCUUCGUGGAGACGUCUGCCAAGACUAGCGUGAACGUGACAGGGGUGUUCAGAGACCUCCUGCAACAGGUUAACUUGCCUAGCCGCCUAAGCCCCGCGCUUCAAAGGCGCAGACAAACGAUUCCAAAAGACAACGUCCAACUACGCAAGAAGCCAUUCCUAAAGAAGACCAACAGCUGCGCUAUCUCAUGAUUUUAAUUGCAGCAUUUACGAGAAGACCAAAUAGCUGCACUAUUUCACGAUUUUAAUCGCAGCAUUCACAAACAUCGACAGGUGCACGCGGCUUGGGGCGAGAUCUGGCAUCAGACGCGUGGACUCAUGCG